Molecule: messenger RNA, 3303 nt
Organism: Fulvia fulva
Lineage: Eukaryota; Fungi; Ascomycota; Dothideomycetes; Mycosphaerellales; Mycosphaerellaceae
Exons: 3
Coding region: 1-3303 (1100 amino acids)
Source: RefSeq, a predicted model, not a curated record
AUGGCAGCAAACAACUUCGACGCUUCGAGUGCUUUGAACAUGGCUGGACAGACUGUCGAGGAGGAGGCGAACUACGAGAGCGACGCUGGCGAUGACUUUGGAAGUCUCUUUGGGGAUGAGGAUGUCGAGGGAGAGGAGGAGACCGGCAACGAGCAUAGCAGCCUCUUCGGUGAUAAGAACGCUGAGGGCGACGAGGAAGACCGCAAUGACUACAGCAGCCUCUUUGGAGAUGAGGAUGCUGAAGACAUCGACAAGCCUCAAGACAACGAGGAUGGCCGGGAUGACGAGAACGCCCGGGGCAAUGAGGGAGCAGCCAUUGACGAGAGCAGCGUUUUCAGAGACGGUAACUUCGGAGACGACGACUUUGGCUUACUCGCGGAGGAUGGCGAGUACGCCGGGCUCAUGAAGGAGUGGGCGGCAGAUGAGAAUGGAAACGAGGAUUGGCAGCAUGCUGAUGUGGUGCCUUCAACGAAUGGUGUUCCUGCCAACACUUCUGAAGGCCUACAGCCAGGCGCACCCAUGGCCGCCCCACCUAUGCUAUCACAGCCGACUGGAGGCGCCUCCUCUACGCCUACUGCACCAAUUCCAAACUCGAACGUGCCACUCACCAUGCCCGAUAUGCCGCAGUCAGGAGAGUCUCCGUUACCUCGCGAAGAAAGCACUAUACCUACAGCCCCGGCUAGCCUACCGACCAAGCAGAACGUGCCAACCCAGCCAGCAAUACCAGCUGCCAACACUGCCAGACCGCAUGGUUUCGCAGUACCACCUCCGCAACGCACCGCCCCCAAGCCAAUGGCGCCUACAGCUUGGCCGGGCACGCCAGUUCAGCCAGCGAUGUCUCCUAUCAGCACAGCCGGGGCUGGCAGACUGCGAUCCCCAGGUAUGGCUAGCAAUAUGGCCACCGGUCCACCGAGCAUGUCAGCACAGCCAAUGAUGCAGGCCGUCAGUCCAGCCAGGCCUCAUGGAUUCGUAAUGCCACCUCCACCACACACUGCGCCCCAGACAAUCAUGUCUGGUGUCUAUCAGACUGGACUCGGCGGAUCUUCUGCACCGCCUAUGGCCCCUUUCAUGGCUUCAGCGCCCCUUACGAUGGCGACUCCAACUCCGCCCGGUUUCCCUUUCUCAUCGGGCGCACGUCCAAACGCCAGCAACCAGACUCUAGCAGGUCUGAUGAGCCAGGGAGCCAUCUUUCCGACCUCGACAGGGUCUGGUGCCGGGAGGAAGCGUAAGCCGACUGCAGCUCCAGAGGAAGCUGGUGGUAUUUCAAUGAAGAAAAGCAAGACAGGCAGUAGCAUCGCCGGUGCUUUUCAGCAGUCAAACCGCGACUCCGUCACUAUCAAGGGCGAUUCGACAACGGCUGGCCAUUGGGCCUACGAUUUGGAUAACGAGACCAAUGUCUGGGUGCCUAAUCCUCAGUACUCUGAGGUACAGAAGUUCUUGGGUCUCGACAAGUCUAACGAACAACGCCUCAAUGCGGCCGAUGACAUGGUCAAUGCUGCAGAUUCUCUGGUAGCCCAGGCGCGAGCCAACGCCCCGAAACCGGCGUCUACAACACCACGACAGAAUGUUGCGCCUGCGCCUGUAUACACCGGUGCUCCCACACGUCCAAAUUUCACGCCAGCGCCACCUCUUGCCCCGAGAUCAGUUGGCACCUCUCCACGCCAGAACUUUCUGCCUGCACCAGUAUAUGUUGGGACAUUCAGCCAUCAACUUCCUUAUUCGGUACGACCUCCUUCCACGGAACCGGUGAGUGCAGCAUCCCACCAGAAUGUCGCGCCUGGGAAAGCAUACACCGGCCCAUUCAUCCGCGAUCAGUCCUCGCUAGCACUGCCUCCUGCCGCGAAUUCGGUGGGUACCUCCUCGCCCCAGAGAGCUUCACGCAUCCAGCAAAGGCCGCUACCGGCCACUACCUCGGCACCGUCACUUGUCAGUACUCCAAAUCGACAACAAGGGACGCUACGACUGCCUGGCGCUGCAGCCAAGGUACCGGUACCAAAUUCUCAGCCAACUGCACCGACUGAUCUCGCACCUGCUCAUGCUUCGGAUCCAACGCCUACCCCGGCGGCAGAUACUCCUGCGCAGGUCACUGCUCCUACCAUACGACCGCAGGGACUACACCUACCUGGCUUCAUAGCCAAGAUCCCAGCAUCCACGAAGAAGACUCCACCGCCGGCAGAUACGCCUCCCGCUGCGACGCCAAACGCCCCUACCAAGAAGGGGAAGGGGAAAAAGCGCAAAUCUCCCGAAAAAGAGGGGGAGGCACCCAAAGUUGAUUAUCGCAAGUUCAAGAACGCGGCAUUGAGCAAAACUUGGCACGAUGCGGAUACAUCUCACUUCCAGCUAGAGGGAAGGACGCGUCACUCCAACAACACAGGCACAUUGGGCAUUACUUCAGACGGCUCCUCGUUGCACUGGAUUCAGAGCGGAGCCCGUAGGCCGAGUGUCGAAAUCUCAAUUUCCAACAUCGCAAGUUGCGAGAAGCACGAAAAGCCUGGCGAGAAUCACCUGAAGAUCACAGUCAGGCCAAUUAGCAAAUACACGUUCAAGUUCAUCGACGAUCCGCACGAGUUGAACAUUGAUCAAUUUGUACAAUUGUUACAAGCUGGCAUGCCACAAGAUAUGCCCUCCAGCCAGGAGAGCACUCGUCGCAAAGCGAGCGGAACCAAGAGCCGCAAGCCUUCCACCGUUCUUUCCGAGUCGAACGCGCCCAGAGACACUGUGCCAGACACCGGCGCUCCAACUCGAGGUACUGGAUGGGUAGACCAACGACAGCUGGCGCUGUCCAAGCCGCACACGGAGGCAGAAAUGCUGGAGUCCGAGCGGGACAUCGUGAUCCUGCGCGAAUGCUGGCAGAGAUAUGGCAAUGGUGACUGGCCACCCAGUUUGAUCAAGCUCACUGACACAAUGGACCCGAAAGAACGUGCGCAAAUGACAAAAGACACCGAUCCCAGGGACCCUCUCAACCAUGCACUGCAGCGAAAGGACGACUUCCUUGGCCUGACAGAUUCGACCAAAUUCUCGAACGCCUCGUCAAACGUGAACAAGCCUCUGCGCCAAGAGAGACUUGCGAGGUACUUCGUGUGGGAGAAGUUCUUUCUGUGGCGUGACUCGCCAUACGCCGCUGACUAUCUGCGGAUCCGAGAUCAGGUGGCGGCCCAGAGGCUACCAGUGACGACACCCGACUGGUGCAAAUGCGGUGGUGAUUAUGUUUGCACACACCACAGCUUCAAGAAUUGUCAUGGCAUUCACCCAGACUGGGGCAUGUGGCCACUGGAUCCAAAAGACCGAACACUGUAUGAAUAA